AUGUUGGCCCCAACUCCACACCAGGCCAAGGCCUCAAGCUCGGCUAGCGAACUAUACCUCAGUCAAGCCCGUGCCAGUGGCAGCACCGAAGAUUGCAUGGCUCUAUACGAGAAAUGGGCAGCCUCAUAUGACGAUGAGGUUGGUGACAGUGCUCAAAACUAUGUUGCUCCCGUGCUUGUCGCUCAAGCCGCCAUCAAAUACGGACUCUCAAACGGCGCCUCAAACAGCGUGAUACUAGAUGCCGGUUGUGGGACUGGACUGGUGGGAGUGGCUCUUGCAAUGGCUAAUGCCAAGGCAAUCGACGGCCUUGACCUAUCUCCCGCCAUGCUGUCUGUCGCAAGAAAGACAGGCAUCUAUCGAGAUCUCACAGUUGCGGACAUGAAACGACCGAUUGGCAAGACAGACGGUACAUACGAUCUCGUGUCCUGCGUGGGAACUUUCACUCUCGGCCAUGUUGGACCAGACCCUGCUCUGCGAGAACUUGUGCGGGUCACUAAGACCAAGGGUGUCGUUGUCUCAACGAUCCUGGAAGAGAUCUGGGUGCCUGCGGGAUUCAAAGCUGAGGUCGAGAAGUUGGUGGCAGAGGGCCUGGUGAAGGUCGUCACUGAGGAACUUAUAGAUUAUGUAAAGGGACACGGCGACAAGGCAGUGUUGCUCAUUCUAGAGAAGAUUGAUCGAUCCUGA
This is a messenger RNA of Penicillium concentricum, 684 nucleotides long. Its product is annotated as class I SAM-dependent DNA methyltransferase. The record is from RefSeq and is a predicted model, not a curated record. The coding region runs from base 1 to 684 and encodes 227 amino acids. The transcript has a single exon. Lineage: Eukaryota; Fungi; Ascomycota; Eurotiomycetes; Eurotiales; Aspergillaceae.